AUGGGCCUCAAGCGAAAGGCUUCCUCGCUUGAAUGCGACUAUGCAUUCCACCAGCAACAACAGCCAUCCUCGCCACCCUCAAUGACAUUCUCCUCCACCACUUCGUCACCAGACAGCAUGAUCACCGAGCCUUUCCACACCACAUCUACCUAUCACCUCCCCAUAACGACCAACGCGCCUUGGCUGAACUCACGAACGCGCAAACGCGUACGCGACAACCGGCCAGAUGAAUCUCAGAUUCAUUCCGACACAGUGCGAAAGCUUUUCGAAGCACAGAAGCCACACCUUCCGCAAGAAGACGCGAUGAUGAUGGACAGCGACGACUUUUACCAGAACAACUCGUUGCCUACACCACCUAUGGACGUUGAGGAAGAGAUGGCAGAGGACCCAGCAAAUGAAGACGCGUCAGCAGCGGCAACAGCUGAUCUGCUUGUCCCCGAGGCGAAUCAGCGCAGCUUGCACGACUUCUUCCGCCGUCAGCAGCCACAUCAACAGGUCAACGUUUUUCCGCUCACGCCGCCCGCCGUUGUGGAAAGCACUGUCCCACUCUAUACCCAGCAAAUUCUGUUUACUACUCGUCCACCGACACAGCAAGAGAUCGCUGCAGGUGCGCCGGCCCCCGUCCUUCGACAGCGAUCGUCCAUGGGCGUUCUCGGGGAGAUCAACACGCCGCCGCCAUCGCGUGAUGAGCAGCAAGAUCCUUCAGAAGGGCAGUCCACGUUCGCAGGAGGGGUGCUGGCUUGUGGGUUCCGGAGCAAGGUUGAGAUUGAGGCGGGUUUGUUCGGCGGGAUUGGUGUUGAUGUUGCUUCCGGGGCAGAUGCUAUGGUCAUGGGCUGA
This is a messenger RNA of Cyphellophora attinorum, 837 nucleotides long. RefSeq lists its product as uncharacterized. The record is from RefSeq and is a predicted model, not a curated record. The transcript has a single exon. NCBI's taxonomy places the organism in Eukaryota, Fungi, Ascomycota, Eurotiomycetes, Chaetothyriales, Cyphellophoraceae. The coding region runs from base 1 to 837 and encodes 278 amino acids.